This is a messenger RNA of Cuscuta epithymum, 1065 nucleotides long. Lineage: Eukaryota; Viridiplantae; Streptophyta; Magnoliopsida; Solanales; Convolvulaceae. The record is from the annotation of a GenBank genome assembly.
CCCUCACCCAUCACACAUUUUGUCAUUUGAGACAAAAUAAACCACUCCCUCUCACCCCUAUCACCAAGCUCGACCAAGACCUCAAGAAAAGAAGAGGAAAAGCUCUCAAAACCACCUCCAUUGUUGCAGCACGAGCUCAAGAGAAAUUGGUCCAAGGAAGGAGGUUUGAGAAGGAAAAAGUUAGGAAAAGUGUGAAUAAUUAAGGAACUUGUGAAAGGUAUUUCAAGUGAUUUCACAAAGUUGGAAAAGUCGCCGGAGUUGUCGCCGGAGUUGACCAAAAGUCACCGGAGUUUCACCGGAGUUCAACCAAGAAGGGUAGAACUUCUUAACGCUAGUUCAAGGUUGAAGCUAGGGCUUGCUACCUGCACCUUUCUACGGGUGACAUCAAUCAAGGAAGACGUGAAAUGGAGGGCAGGCGAAUGCGGACCAGGAACAAUCCGAGGGGGCAGGCGCCGGUAACAUCCCAAAGGGGAAGCCGGGCUGCAUCUCGGGGUUCAAGAGGAGGCCGUGGAGGCCGUGGAAGCCGUGGAGGUCAUCAAGCUCAAACUGUGAGUGAUGGCCAUGUAAGCUCGGUGUAUGAAACCAACACCGAGGAUUAUGACUCUACGUAUGUUCCUGAGACAGAGCAUGAGGAGACCCCAUAUGAUGGGGGUGACACAUACACCGAUGAGGACAAUGAUGAAAGUGAUGCCCGCUUCGCCCAAAUGGGUGAAUUACUUGAGUGGUAUCAAAAGGAGAAACUGAGGAGAGACCUUAGGCGCCAAGCGAGGCGUGGCUCUCGUGGUGGUUCGGGUCAAGGGAGCCGGGGAGCUUCCGUGGCCACCCCAGCGGCGUCACAAGGUGGGCGUGAAGGAGGUUUUGUUGUGAGAAUCUCCAAGUACCUCAAGGAGGCUAGGGCCUUGGGGUGUAGGUCCUUUGACGGCACCGGUGACAUUACCGUUGCCGCCGAUUGGAUUAAGAAGGUGAAAGAUGCGUCAAGAGACAUGCAAAUCACACCGGACGUGAAGUUGACUGUCGCUUCACGGCUACUUGAAGGGAUAGCCUCUACGUGGUGGGAGAGCGUGG